UGGGAUUUGUUUACAUCUUAUUUAAUUAUUUAAUUAUUGUGUUUUUAGUUUAAAAUGUGUGAAGCCAUCAAAAUUCUUCAAUCACUGCCUGAAUUAACUCGUAAAAGGAAUGAGCUUCAAAACCAAUACAACAAUAUAACGAAGGACUGUUACUCAUUGCUUUGCGAUUAUCUCGGGAUAGAGAAUGAUGGAGAAAAUCCUGAACAGAAAAUUGAAAAUGAAAUUGAAAAAUACAAAGAGCUGACAGCCGCUACAAAAGCUGAGAUUGUAAAAAUAGAGAAAGAGAAAGUCAAAGCUAAAGCGAAAUUUCUUGCCACGAAAGAAAAAUCGGCCGAGUUUGAAAGAUUGGCCGCGAAUACUGAAGGUGCAAUUGAUGCUCAAUCAAAAUUAAAUUUUAAAGAGUUCAGUAGACGAAUGGCAGCGAAUUAUAGAACUGGUGAAGACAGCAAAGCUUAUUUAGUAUGUUUCAAAAUUGGUGAAACAGCAAAAGGAACAAGAAGCAUCAAGAUUGACGAUCCAACUAAAACUAAAGAACAGAAGAUGGCCGAAUUUUGGAAAUUGUUUGAAUACAUCGAUAAACAAAAUACAAAUGUUAAGAUAAUACCUAACUAAUUAAUAAAUAAAUAUCAGAUGAUACUAAUUUA
Tetranychus urticae (two-spotted spider mite) is the source of this 644-nucleotide messenger RNA. Lineage: Eukaryota; Metazoa; Arthropoda; Arachnida; Trombidiformes; Tetranychidae. The record is from RefSeq and is a predicted model, not a curated record.